UCGCUGUGAGCGGUAAAUCCACCGCGAGAGACCGCAGCAACCCCCCCCCGACUGUCAGCCCCCCCGAGUUGGUAAUUUCGACUAAAGCAGAUGUGUGGAGCUGGUCGAGGGUUGCGUUGUAAUUCUGAUGGCAGUCGCUGCAGCCUGAUAGGAACUCAUUUUAAUAGAGCAAGGCAGCUUUGCUUGUCAUUUCAGCUGCUGUUCAAGCAAACAGUGCUGCCGUCUGGGGUUAGAAUUGUAGCUGACUGGUCUGUAAUGCAGAGUAACGGGUUAGAGGCUGAGGCUGAGCACAUGUCGUGUGUUUUAGCAGGUGGAGGAGGAGGAGGAGGAGAGGGGGGCGUCACAGCAGUCUCUCUCCCUGCCCGCGGAGCUCCUCGACCGGGUGGAUCCGCUCCCCGGGCUGGAGCAGAUGGAAGCGGGGGCGCCGCUGACGGAACAGGAGCCCCACACUCAGGCAGAACAGGAGCUCCGGCCUGGGUCCGAUCCGGGUUCUGGUUCUGGAGGUGACCCGAGAGCAGGGGGGGCCAGCGGAGGCUCCUCUCCUGGGGUGCCGAACCUGCCGGAGCUCCGUCCGCAGAGCCGGAUUCAGACCUGGGAGACGCGGGUUCAGGAGAGCAGGGCGGGCAGACUGGGGGACCCUGGGGGGGCCAGACUGGCAGGGGCCCAGAGGGAGCUGUGCAGGGGCCCGGGUUCGAAGGGGAGCAGGGCGGGAGAGGAGGAGAGAGAAUGGCAGAGAGGAAGAGAGGCAGACUGCGCUGAAGAAGGCUCUGAUAGAGACGCUGGACAGGCAGAGAGACCCCAGAGGCAAUCAGGAGUCUGUGUAACCGAGGCUUCAAAAGAGACAGGAGGCUCGAUAUUGAAAUCAGUGAAGAAGCCUCCUCCGAAAUGCCAGCAGGAGGAGCUGCUGGACAGCCUGGCUCGGAGUUCAGAGGUCGAGGAGGGUUCCGAUCGCUCCGACUCUGACGUGGAGGGCGAGGUCGCUGUGCUGGUGCGGUACAUCCCGGCCGGAGACUCGAGCGAGGAGGAGGAGGAGGAGGAAGAGGAGCAGCUCGCCAACGACACAGAACCACAUCAGUGGAAAAAAACAAGUGCCUCUGCUCAGACAGCCCUACUGUUUCGGGACUGGGAUGACCAGAGUCUGCCCCUCCCGCGCUCCGCUCCGCUGAGCCCCUCCCAGUACUUCAGGCAGUAUUUCAGCUGGGAGCUGUGGAAGGAUGUGGCGCAGCAGAGCAGCUCCACGCAGGCAGGGGGCGAUGCGGGGAGGAUCAGCACCAGGGACGUGUGUGUCUUCAUAGGAGCCAGCAUCGUGAUGGGAACGCUGAAGCUCGUCUCCUGGUGCGGAGAGGACGGCGUCCCUCUCUCGGCGGGACAGCGGCUUCGGGACCCGCCUCACGCUGCCCGCAUGGAGCCCGUCUCCGUGAAGGAGGAGGUCCUGGACGAGGAGACGCAACUGGUGCUCAUUAAAGAGGAGGACGUGAAGGACGAGGACCCUGUCCCUGUGAAGCGGGAGCGAGGCGAGGAGGAGGAGUCUGCCAGGAACCCUCAUCUAUCCUCGCCCUCCCCACCACCGCCCCCGCAGUGGCAUUGCCUGGCACGCCCAGACCCCUUUUCCAAAGACCUGAAUCCGAGGCGCCAUGACGACGGCCGCGAUCCUGGCGGCUCCCUGGCCGGCGUGGACUCCCUGUUCCCCUGCCGGCAGUGCCAGCGCUCCUUCAGCUCCUCGUGGGAGCUCACUGGCCACCAGUGCGGCGGCAGUGACACGGAGAAAGUCCACUUCAAGUGCCCGGUGUGCGGAGACCGCUUCGAACGCCCCACGGCCUUCAUCAUGCACAAGCGCAGCCACGUGGGCCAGUCCCGCUACGUGUGCACCGAGUGCGGACGCACGUGGAAGACUCUCAAGAGACUGCUGGCUCACCGGCACAGCCACGCCGGGGACCGGCCACACCAGUGCGAGGAGUGCGGACACAGGUUCAAGAGAGCCGGCGCCCUACAGAGGCACAGGAGGGGUCACCGUGGGACCCGGGAGAGAGCAGAGGAGGAGGAGGAGGAGGGGGAGGGAGGAGGAGGGGGAGGAGGGUGCAGGAGGGGGAGAGCAGCCUGGCUGAUUCCACGCACAGCAGUCUAGACCAGUCUCUCCAGUGUCUGCAGUGCUUCAUGACGUUCCGGGAUGUGGAGACGACGCAGAGGCACCUGCGCUUCAAGCAUCCCCUGGAGUACG
This is a messenger RNA of Polyodon spathula (Mississippi paddlefish), 2218 nucleotides long. Its product is annotated as zinc finger and BTB domain-containing protein 7C-like. The record is from RefSeq and is a predicted model, not a curated record. Bases 410 to 2125 code for a protein of 571 amino acids. The transcript is spliced from 6 exons. Gene Ontology annotation, biological process: regulation of transcription by RNA polymerase II. NCBI's taxonomy places the organism in Eukaryota, Metazoa, Chordata, Actinopteri, Acipenseriformes, Polyodontidae. Gene Ontology annotation, molecular function: DNA-binding transcription factor activity; RNA polymerase II cis-regulatory region sequence-specific DNA binding.